This is a messenger RNA of Dendrobium catenatum, 1382 nucleotides long. Its product is annotated as ribosome-recycling factor. Bases 192 to 1001 code for a protein of 269 amino acids. The record is from RefSeq and is a predicted model, not a curated record. Lineage: Eukaryota; Viridiplantae; Streptophyta; Magnoliopsida; Asparagales; Orchidaceae. The transcript is spliced from 8 exons. Gene Ontology annotation, molecular function: ribosomal large subunit binding. Gene Ontology annotation, cellular component: mitochondrion. Gene Ontology annotation, biological process: translation.
CACUUUUCACUAAAUUCUGCCAAAGUUUGCCAAGCUGCUACUUUCGUGGCCAAACCCUAAAUUCCUAACUGGUUGGCAACUCCCGACCGUAUGGCGCUGUGAUACCAGGAUUCCCUGCACCAUUGUUGGUCGCUGGAUUGAAGAGAAGCUGGAGCAGCUGGAGCGACUAAUAAUCCUUAGCGAUCAUAGCCAUGGCGUUCCUUCUCAGGAGAACACUCUUGGCGAAAUGCAUUCCAUCCAUUCGUUAUCCUCGCUAUAUCAGUAAUCAUUCGCAACUGGCCCAUGCGCUUACCUGCGAAUUUGAUACCGGUGCGCCUCUAUUUAGUUUAAAAGGAGGUAUUGUUUGUACUGGCUUUGAUCCAUUUUGGGCGAUUCGAAGAGGCUUUGCCAAAGGAAGAAAAACGACAGAGGAUGAGAGUAGUAGUGCUACCAUUCAAGUUGUUCCGGACAUUGGGCCUACUGUCAAAUCAAAUACACUAUCCUUAAUGGAGGCAGCAAUUGCUGCUUUAUCAAGAGAGUUGAGUAAAAUCCGAACAGGAAGGGCAUCUACAGGGAUGUUUGAUCAUAUAAUUGUUGAUGCACAUGGUGUAAAGUUGCCAUUAAAUCGUGUCGCUGUUGUUUCUUCCGUAGAUGCACACACUCUCUCAGUGACACCUCAUGAUCCCAAUACUUUAAAAGACAUAGAAAAUGCAUUAGUUUCAUCUCCUUUGGGUAUAAACCCAAUCCUUGGCGACCAACGAAUCAUCACACCAAUCCCACCACUGACCAAGGAGAACAUGCAAGCAUUGUGCAAAGUGGUUUCCAAAUGUGCUGAAGAUGGUAGGCAAAGUAUUAGAAGGGCACGGCAGAAGGCUCUAGAUACAAUAAAGAAGUCAGCAUCAAGCAUUCCAAAAGAUGAUGUGAAAAGAUUGGAGAAAGAAAUUGAAGAGAUCACAAAGCACUUCAUCAAGUCGGCGGAUGAGAUGUCCCGGGCAAAGGAGAAGGAAGUAGCUGGGAGCUGAAGUUAUAUCUUUAGAUGUUUAUGAGUAUAGCUUCCUGUGAAAUGUGCUGGAAUCACGCUGUCUUUCAUAAUCUGGUAAACCGUUCAGAUUUUCUAAUCUUGGUGGUGGUCGGUGGUCUAUGCAAAGCCAUAUCUCUUUCCUAAUUCUCCAUCUUCUCUUUCCUAAUUCUCCAUCUUCUUUAAAGUAUUUUAUCCCUGGGUUUAGUUAAUUGGUCACAUACGUGGUUACAUAAUGAUAGGAAACAGUAGUUUCUAACAUUGGUAAUCAAUUAAAAGGGCGCUUCGUUUUGAUGUUAUAUAGGUGGUUGUCUUUUUGAUCCGUAAAUGUAAUAUGUUUGAUUAAUUGCUUUCUUGAAGUACGCAAGGUAUUAUUUUUUUUUAA